Epinephelus lanceolatus (giant grouper) is the source of this 2344-nucleotide messenger RNA. RefSeq names its product N-terminal EF-hand calcium binding protein 3 (gene necab3). The record is from RefSeq and is a predicted model, not a curated record. Gene Ontology annotation, cellular component: cytoplasm; Golgi cis cisterna; endoplasmic reticulum. Gene Ontology annotation, biological process: regulation of amyloid precursor protein biosynthetic process. Gene Ontology annotation, molecular function: calcium ion binding. Lineage: Eukaryota; Metazoa; Chordata; Actinopteri; Perciformes; Serranidae.
GAGGGGCUGGCAGCUCUGCUCAGCAGCGCACCAUCACAAAGUUGCAGAGCAUCUCAGAGUCCCCGCCUGCUUUGCGCCGUCACUUGCUUAUCUGUCGCACCUGCAGCCUGCCUUUUCCUCCACUACCGUUACUUUACUUCAGCCUUUCCCUACCGUCAAAGCGACCCAGCCCCGAUCAAGGUGUGUCACGACGCGUUUCAAAGAUGCUGGCUUGUACGGAGAUGAUCACUAUGUGCCUGCAGUCGGCCAAACAGAAGCAUCUCCGGGCUCAGCAGCAGCAACAGCAGCCGCUGCACAGCGCCGGACAGGGGUUGACCAUCUUUCAUGAUAUUUUCCGCCGAGCAGACAAAAACGAUGAUGGCAAGCUGUCAUUUGAAGAGUUCAAUGCUUACUUCGCCGAUGGGAUCCUGACCACUGAGGAGCUACAGGAGCUUUUCUAUUCCAUAGAUGGCCGACAAAAUAACAAUCUGGACACUGACAAGCUAUCAGAUUAUUUUUCUCAGCACCUGGGGGAGUAUCUCAACGUACUUUCAGCUCUGGAGAGCCUGAAUAUUGCCAUUUUAAAGGCAAUGGAUAAAACUAAAGAGGAGUACCAGGGUUCCAGUGUGUUGGGCCAGUUUGUCACCAGGUUUAUGCUAAGAGAGACGUCCAGUCAACUGCUGUCUCUACAGAGGUCCCUGCAGUGUGCCAUGGAGGCUGUGGAGGAACAAAGCAGCCCUGCCCCGAGAGAGGCAAAGGCACCGGAGCUGACAGCAGUACAGGGGAAUGGCAGGCGGUGUGGUCGCAGGAUCCAUAAUAACCUGUGCAUGUCCCCGUCAGAUCCCUGCUCUCGCAUCCUGUCCACAGGUGUGUGCGUAGAAGAUGGAGAGAACUGGUGCUCUCAGAUCAACAGGCUGCAGCAGCUGCUGGAUAAACUGGAGUGUCAGGGUCCCAAGUUGGAGCCACUGAAAGAGGACACACUGGCCAGCACAUACAAGUCUAACAUCCUGCUGGUUCAGAGGCAGAUGUCAGUGACCGAGGAAGAUCUGGACAACUUCCGGAAAGUCCUGAAGAGCUACAUCGAUGCCACCGCAGCCCGCUCUGACAACCUGCAUGUGUCCGUUCAGAAGCUCCCGGGAAAGUUGUGUUACAUAAUGUAUGAGUUCUGGCAAGACCGCAUCUCCUGGAUGAGCUACCUGCAGUCCAACAGCAGUAAAGAUUUCCAGCGCUGCGUCAUUGACAUGUUGGAGGAUGCUGAAGUAGUUUCUACCAUGCUGAUCCCAGCUUCCUGGUGGAUUAUGACUAACAACAACUAGCAACCGAAUCCAGAAUGUCACAUCGGCUGCCUACACUGUCACACGGACAAAGACACACUGGCGCGUCAACCCACCCACCCACACACAUGCACACAUACAAACGCACACAUACACAGAAGCAUUCAAAAGGAAUCCAUGCGUUUGAAAGCAACAGGAGACGGAGACAAUGGCGUCAUCCAGCAGCAUCUUUUAAUGUUCCUCCGUCUUCGACUGCUCAUUAUUGUGCCGCUUAUAUCAAACGGGAUAGUUGCACCCUAUAGCCAAUCUAUUGACUUGAAAGUGACUGACUCUCCGCGAUGCAAAAGUCGUUUCUUUCUCAUAACCCUGUCUUUUACUUGGCCUCCUCUCUCCUGCAGCAUUUGUAUGAUAACAUGCCGGUGAAAGACGACCAAGACGACACUAGUAUAGGCGACUAUAGAGCAAAUCCAACUGAAAUGAAGAUUCCCAUGCCAGUAGUGUUAUUGUGCUUUUGAUGAGUUGUUUAUCGUUGAAUACAAAUAAGAAAAAAACAGAGAAGAUGAGGAGAUGGAGGGUUGCUGCAGCCUAAACAUGCAUGCUGACGACUGUGGCCAAGAGCUUUCAGUAAUAGUUCCUUUAAACCCUGGCUGUAUAUGCUGUAUGAUACUGUAGCACCGUUUUUCUUUCAUCAAGCUAUCCUACUGUCAUGUGCACAGAAUACCAAAAAAAGCUAUUAUAAAAAAAAGAAACCCUUCCCCUGACAUCUAUCUAUUGCUAGAUAUACUAGUGGUUAUUUAUAUUAGUUACAUCUCCUAUUAGAGUAUCUCAAAAAGUGUGAGUAUCUAAGGGAAGUAACACUUUGUGAGGAUAUUUCAUUGUAUCACUAAGUUACGGAGAGAAAACAUAUUUAAUGUAACAUGUAUUUCUUUUGCUCCUGGUAGAGUUUACUCCAUCUGUACAUAUGUAACUGGAGAUAUAUUCAUAUUUCUGUUGUGUUUUGGUUCUGUAAUGUACACCACCGGCUGUAAACAAACUGAGGAGCAACUUUAAUAAAAAUCAUUAAAGCUACUAAUUGUUUUGACAAGUGGAAA